CUGUCAGGCUGAGCGGCGGCGCGGCCGGUCGGGGAGGAGGAGGAGGCGGCGGCGGAGCCGGUUUUUUGGCCAGGGGGGGGGAUUCGGCUAGGAGGACAAGAUGAUAUCGGCCGCCCAGCUCCUAGAUGAGCUUAUGGGCCGGGACAGAAACCUGGCCCCGGAUGAGAAACGCAGCAACGUGCGGUGGGACCAUGAGAGCGUUUGUAAAUACUACCUUUGUGGGUUUUGCCCAGCUGAAUUAUUUACGAAUACCCGUUCUGAUUUAGGUCCUUGUGAAAAAAUUCAUGAUGAAAAUCUACGUAAACAAUACGAGAAGAGCUCUCGUUUUAUGAAAGUGGGCUAUGAAAGAGACUUCCUGCGCUAUUUGCAAAGCUUACUUGCAGAGGUAGAACGCAGGAUUCGAAGAGGCCAUGCUCGUUUGGCACUGUCACAGAAUCAACAGUCUUCUGGGGGAGCAGGACCUACUGGUAAAAAUGAAGAGAAGAUUCAAGUGUUAACUGACAAAAUUGAUGUACUUCUACAACAGAUUGAAGAACUGGGUUCAGAAGGGAAGGUGGAAGAGGCACAAGGAAUGAUGAAACUUGUUGAACAGUUAAAGGAAGAGAGAGAAUUGCUGAGGUCUACAACUUCAACAAUUGAGAGCUUUGCAGCCCAAGAAAAGCAAAUGGAAGUUUGUGAAGUUUGUGGAGCCUUUUUAAUUGUAGGAGAUGCACAGUCCAGGGUAGAUGACCACUUGAUGGGAAAGCAGCACAUGGGCUAUGCCAAAAUAAAAGCUACUGUAGAAGAUUUAAAAGAAAAGUUAAGAAAAAGAACAGAAGAACCUGACCGUGAUGAAAGGUUAAAAAAAGAGAAACAAGAACGAGAAGAGAGAGAGAAAGAGAGAGAACGGGAAAGAGAAGAGCGGGAAAGGAAGAGACGACGUGAAGAGGAAGAGAAGGAAAAAGAGAGGGCUCGUGACAGAGAGAGACGUAAAAGGAGUCGCUCCCGGAGUAGACAUUCAAGCAGAACAUCUGACAGAAGAUGCAGCCGCUCACGAGACCACAAAAGAUCAAGAAGCAGAGAAAGAAGGCGGAGCAGGAGUCGUGACCGAAGAAGAAGCAGAAGUCAUGAUAGAUCAGAAAGGAAACAUAGGUCUCGCAGCAGGGACAGGAGGCGAUCAAAAAGCCGGGAUCGGAAAUCCUACAAGCACAGAAGCAAAAGCAGAGAGAGGGAACAAGACAGGAAGUCCAAAGAAAAAGAAAAGAGGGGAUCUGAUGAUAAAAAAAGUAGUAUGAAGUCCAGUAGUCGAGAAAAACAGAGUGAAGACACAAAUACAGACUCGAAGGAGAGUGAUACUAAGAAUGAGGUCAAUGGGACCAGUGAAGACAUUAAAUCUGAAGUGCAGCGUAAGUAUGCACAGAUGAAGAUGGAACUAAGCCAAGUAAGAAGACAUACUAAAGCACCUUCUGAAGGAAAUGACAGUGUAGUCCUGCAAAACAUUUUGAGGUACAUUGUUUUGUCUCAGCUCUUUUGUAGCAGACUCGUGCCCCCAUUAGUGUGCCUCUUUGGGACAUAUUUGUAAUAUAGCCACCAUAGAAAAAUUAAUUAUCCUUUUUUAUUUUUAGGGAUUUUGUUAUCGUUUUUAAAAAAAAAAGUUGAACUGUUUUUGUAUUUAAGUCCAUAUUGUGUUGGUACAUGAGCAGAAACUUUUGCUUUAAUACUUAAUGUUUGAGGCACAUGUUGGACUACUUUUGUUUUCAUAUAAACUGCUAGUAUUUCUUUGUCGAGGAUGUUUCUAGUUUUUUUUUGCUUUAUUGCCUUGCAUUCUAAUGCAGUUUGUUCUGUAACUCGAGAGCCAGUAGCAUUGGAUUGAUGGAAGUGUAGGGUUUAUGAAUUAUUGCAGCUGACUACCAUACCUCACACAGCGUUGGUGUUGUGAGCGGCCCAUGAAAAGCCAAAUUAAAAAUCAAGGAUUCAGUCAAACUAAGCAGGUACUCAUGCCAGGUACUCCUUUCUCUACCCACAUCCAUGUUUGAAUGCUGUUGCCUGUAAUCUUUAAGCUUACUGUUGUGUUUUUGAUUUUCAAGAUAGUGAAAAGGACUUUUUGUGUAUUGUGUGAAUACUGUACAUCUGAUGUUAACAGAAUGGAAUUUUCUUUCGACUGUGUGUAGGGAUGCAGUGCUGCCCAGAAUUAGAUAUCUUUAAAGAGUUUAAAAUGCAAUAAACACUACAUAAUAACCGCCUUGUUACUUUCAAUGCAAUUCAAGUCUUUAAGAGGUAUGUGUUUAAUAUUUCCUACUGUGUAGGAGAAUUUGCAGUCAGCCAUAAUACAGAGGAGUGGCUGAUAACAAGCUUCUAAGGCAAAUGUAAAUGCAAAGGCAGAUGCCACCAGAUGAUUACAAUGUUCAUGGCAAGAAUGUGUGCUGAAAAACUGUUGGAAAUGAAACAGCCAAACAAUAGGAAAUACAAAUACUGUAUUAAAAGGAAAACUUGAAGUUUUUUCCUCACUCUUGACAUAGCUUUCUUACAGAAGGUCUGUAGUUGUAUUCCUGAAAUAAGGAAUAACAAUGGAGAGUACAGCUGAUAAUGAGCUUCUUGCAACAUAAAUUGCUAAUGUAGUUUUAUUAUUUAUGCUAGGAACUCAUAAUGUUGAUUAUUAAACUUAAUGUUGAUUAUUAAACCAUUAAUGCUACACUAUUGCUUCUAAAGCCAGUCAUGUUCAAUGUUGACAUUUUUGUAGAGUUAAGAUGACAGCUAACAACUGGGCCAAUAUAUAGAAAUGGUAAAAUAAAUGCUCCUAACGCUGUCUAAUUGUCUGUUUUCCCAAAAUUUUGCAUUAUAGGACUACAACGUGAAGACUCUGCGAAGACAGGGGAAGACAGCUUAAACUGAAGAUCUGCUUUAAAAUGAGGUGAAAGAAAGCUGUAGUGGCAUAGAAAAAUAUAAAGUUGAAUUAGAAAUAUUUUUUUUUUAUAAAAUUUAAGUCAGGACUGGUGUUUCCUCCCAGAGUUCAGAAAGAUGUGUUGAUAAUAGCACAUAUGCUAUUGAGAAUAUAAGUCCUGUAUCCUUUUUUUCUUUAAGACUUUUUAAGAUAAGAAACCAACGUAACCUGAACACAUGGCUUGCUCAGUGUUUAAUUGCAAGUUUUCAUUCUUGGACUUUAAAACACAAGAAUAAAUGUUUAGUAUUUGUGUGAAUCGAACUAAAACAAAUCCCAUUUUUACAACUAAGCUAUUCCUAGCUUCUUGAUAUCCAAGAAAUGGAAAUAAAGUAUCUUUGAAUUUCUGUUACAAA
This is a messenger RNA of Apus apus (common swift), 3273 nucleotides long. It is a transcript of the gene LUC7L3, whose product is annotated as LUC7 like 3 pre-mRNA splicing factor. Gene Ontology annotation, cellular component: U2-type prespliceosome; U1 snRNP. Gene Ontology annotation, molecular function: mRNA binding. Gene Ontology annotation, biological process: mRNA splice site recognition. Bases 101 to 1561 code for a protein of 486 amino acids. The record is from RefSeq and is a predicted model, not a curated record. The transcript is spliced from 11 exons. Lineage: Eukaryota; Metazoa; Chordata; Aves; Apodiformes; Apodidae.